Talaromyces amestolkiae is the source of this 567-nucleotide messenger RNA. RefSeq lists its product as uncharacterized. The transcript has 6 exons. The record is from RefSeq and is a predicted model, not a curated record. Gene Ontology annotation, molecular function: fatty acyl-CoA hydrolase activity. Lineage: Eukaryota; Fungi; Ascomycota; Eurotiomycetes; Eurotiales; Trichocomaceae. The coding region runs from base 1 to 567 and encodes 188 amino acids.
AUGACUGCCCAGGAAGGACGUCAUCCUCUCACCAAGCAGGAUGUCACAGAGGCAGUACAGAGUUUCAUGGAACUAUACAAACAACUAGUUCUCGAAAAGAGCUUCAAAGGCUACGACACAAAACUCUUAACAGAGGACCUCCGAUUCAUCGAUGCCGAUCCUUCGGGCUCAUGUGUUUGGGAGAUGACCGUCGAUGAGACGUGGUGUAAUAUGAAUGGCGUCCUCCAUGGAGGCGCGUAUGGCGUUAUUUUUGAUAUGUGUACUGCUAUUACCAUGCAGACUAUUUCCAGGCCUGGUUAUUGGGAAUUCCUAGCUGGCGUUACACGAACGCUGAAUAUAUCAUACCUCAAAGCCAUUCCCUUAGGAACGACGAUACGAAUAAACUGCCGAGUUGAGCAACACGGCAAAACAAUGGCUCUGAUUAGCGCAUAUAUUGAGUCUCCGGACGGGAAGAUCAAGUACGCCACUGUUGAGCAUCACAAGGUCCAUGUUCCCGCGAUCAAGGAGUUUGCGGAGCGUCUGCAGGCAUUGAAGGUUGCGAGGAGGAGAGAUAGGGUUAGGCUAUAA